CUCCACCAAACGAGUAAAAGAAAUGAAGGAUUCAGUCAGCAGCGUUGCAUAAAGACAGAGAGGAAGGAGAGGCAACGAAAAGAUGUGAGACAAGUGCAUAAUAAUAAUAAUAAUAAUAAUGAUAAUAAUAAUAAUAUAAUAAGUGAAGCAUGUAUUGAGUGAAAACAAUAAUAAAUUGUGAGGACAGUGUGCAGAGUCUUAAGUGUCAUAACUGUUUGAAGGAAGAACCGGGGAAGGUGUUGGGUGCAGAUAGGUAUUGUUUAAGGGCAAGGGCUGCCGUUCGCGCGAUGUGCGCUCCGGCAGCAGCAGCGAGGAAGAAGGGUCUCCUCGGUCGGUCGCGUCGACGACAGCGUCGUUCCCCAUUAUUCCCGUCCAAGUUUAAUGCCGCGGCUGUUGCCACUGUUACGACCACCACCACUUCAUGUAAUCGGCAUUGAUUAGGUACGGGAUGAUUAUUGCUGCGGUGAAUAAUUUUCUUAUCGUAAUCUGCAGUCCCGGAGUCUCUGCUAAGCUGGACAAGGCAAAAGAGGCACAGGUGAGAGAACGAGAGCAUCGUCCUGCGCUUCAUGGAGUGUUGAGUGUUGUUGUAUAGCUGUAGGAGGUAGGUAUAUCCAUACCUACUAAAAUGUACUAGUGUGCUCCCUGUAUCUGUGCGCGAGUGAUGUGAAUUGUGAAAGUAUAUUUUAUACGUACAAGGUAUACACAUUAUUAACACAUAGAUACAAUAUGCGUUUGAGUAACCAAGAAGUAUGGUGUCACUAAUUACGAAGUUUGUGUACCUACCUACGCCAAACACCAAAGUACUCAUAAGUUACUUGUGCAAGCAAUAAAAUGUGCACCACGUACAUGAUGCUCUCGGCUUUUUAUUCUGGAGUUGCGAUACCUAUCAUAUUUUUCCUUUUGCCUCGCCAGUUGAAAUACAUUUAAUUAAAAAGUUCGUGGUGUUUUGCAGUGACGUGAUUUAUAUGCAUCUACCUUAUUUUGUGUCCUGAGGAAUAAAUAAUAUACAUCAGGGCCGGCAGUAACAGGCAACAGUGGUGUCUACCAUACAUAUAGAUAAAUAAAAAAAGAAAAGGACGAUAGGUACGAGGAUAGGAGGCGCGCAUAUAAGUACACGCGAGAAAGACAAGAGAAGAAAAAUCGAGGAAGGACCGCAGCGUAUACCUUAACAUUGCCGCUCUGUAGCGAAUUAACAAUAAACAACAAAAACAACAGCAUAAUAAUAAUAAUAAUAAUAAUAAUCCAAAGAGAGAAGGUUGCUCCGGAAAAGCAACGCGACAAUAGUGGCAAAACCAAGCAUCUGACUGAAAAAGAAGGGAAUAUUGCGUGACCAACGACGCCGUCCGAUGUUAUUCUUCUCGUGGUCGCUGUCUCCGUCACCGUCGUCGCAGAGUCCAACUAAGCGCGUGGAGAUACACUGCGAGUGCGAGAGACUAUAGACAACCAGAGAAAGGAAGAAAGAAGAUGUACACACUGAUAAGCAACUAAGAGGAAGAGUUAUCGAACUCUUGCCGGCUUCGCCGAUGCCGUCUGCUAAUACUACACGACUGGCCCGUGCAUCUUAAUAUGCAACCGAGACCGCACAGUAGAAAAUAUCUAGAGAUUUCUUACUGUGCGACGACACGGAGGAUAGGAGUCAAGGAACCAGGACCAGCAGCAGCAGUAUCAGACCGAACAGCAGAGAAUGCCCCUGUCAAGGCCGCCCCCACUCUUGUCGGGCAUCGCCUCGUUGGAGCACAACCUUCUCGCCCACCCGUACGUCAGCUCUGGCAGCGAGUCCAAUCACUUGCCGCCCCUCAAGGCUAGCGGUGUGCACAAUAAUGAGGCUUCACCGGGUCGGGCAGUGCUGCACGAGUUUCAGGACGUGGCUUCGGUCAUCAAUGGCACGACAGGAAUCAGCUCGACAACGACGACGACAGUUGUACUGGCUGGUAGCCGGCUGCCCAGCCUCAGCUCCAGUGCCAACAACAGCCUGCAGAACCUACAGAACCUUGCCACGGGCAGCAGCGCACACGCCAGUCUGCAGCACUCGCGCUCCAACUCUCAGUCGAGUUCGCCCCUCGUUUCGAGCAAGUCAACAGCCGAUCAUCACCACCAUCACCAUCACCACCAUCACCAGCAGCAGCAACAACAACAGCCCUCAACGGGCCCGAAGCCCAAGACGAUGCUCGUGACGCCUGACAUCGUGAUGAAGCUCUACAUGAACAAGCUUACCCCCUACGAGCACCAUGAGAUUUUUAAUUACCCGCAGAUCUAUUUUAUCGGUGCGAACGCGAAAAAACGGCCUGGCAUUAUUGGGACGGCCAACAACAACGAGUACGACAACGACAAGGGCUCGUACAUCCACAUCACCCACGACCACGUGGCCUACAGGUACGAGGUGCUCAAGGUCAUCGGCAAAGGUAGCUUUGGCCAGGUCGUCAAAGCUUAUGACCACAAGAAGCACGAGCACGUGGCCCUGAAGAUGGUACGCAACGAGGAGCGUUUCCAUCGCCAAGCCCAGGAGGAGGUGCGCAUUUUGAAGGCCCUACGCGAACAGGACAAGGACAACACGAUGAACGUCAUCCACAUGUUCGACUCGUUCACCUUUCGCAACCACAUGUGCAUAACUUUCGAACUGCUCAGCAUAAACCUGUACGAGCUCAUCAAGAAGAACAAGUUCCAGGGCUUUAGUCUCCAGCUCGUGAGGAAGUUUUCGUUUUCCCUGCUCCAGUGUCUCGACGCUCUCAACAAGAACAAAAUCAUACACUGCGACAUGAAGCCAGAAAACGUGCUGCUCAAACAGCAGGGGCGCAGCGGCAUCAAGGUGAUCGACUUUGGUUCGAGCUGCUACGAAAACCAAAAGCUCUACUCGUACAUCCAGUCGCGCUUCUACCGGGCACCUGAGGUGAUCCUCGGAGCCAGCUACGGCAUGCCGAUCGACAUGUGGUCCCUGGGCUGUAUCCUCGCGGAGCUCCUGACCGGUUUCCCACUGCUGCCCGGCGAGGACGAGCCCGACCAACUUGCCUGCGUCAUCGAGUUGCUGGGAAUGCCACCCCAGCGGUUGCUCGACAAGUCCAAGCGCGUCCGCCAGUUUAUCAGCACAAAGGGCUACCCGCGCUACAGCGGCGUGAGCUUCAACGGGGACGGUUCGAUCGAGCUAAACGGCGGGCUCUCGCGGCGCGGUAAGUUUCGGGGCCCGCCGGGAUCCAAGGAUCUCAAACGCGCGCUCAAGGGCUGCGACGACCCGCUCUUCCUCGACUUUAUCGAGAAGUGCCUCGAGUGGGACCCGGAGCGCCGAUUGACGCCCGCGCGGGCGCUCAAGCACGCCUGGCUCAGGCGCAGACUGCCCCGGCCACCCGAGCCGCUUUCCCAGCAACAGCAGCGUCCUAGUCCCUCGCCGACUUCCAAUAAGCUCCAGCAGCAGCCACCACCGCCGCCGCCGCAACAACCGAAGAAUCUACCGAGCCUAACGCUGUCGUUGCAUGCGAACCUGCAGACCCUGCAAACGACGGCCCAAGCCUCGCCGCCAGCCAACCCCGGCCAGCCUCCGAUCCAGGGCAGCGCUACGCUAGUUCCGCGUACGUGCGCGUCCGGCAGUAAUCGCUCGGUGAGCAAGCCCGUCAUCGCGACCGCCAGCGCUGGCUCCUCGUCCUCUUCUUCCUCGUCGAGCAAUCUUUACAAUCAUCAGUACCAGCAGCAACCCAAAAAGAACCAGCAGCAACUGACCAACCGGCUGCUCGAGCUGAUUGCCGAUAUCAAGGACCACGCUGCCUCUCUGUGCGUCGACGGCUUGGCCAACGUUGCUGUUGCUCAACAACAGCAGCCCCAGCAGCAUCUUCUUCUUAACAAUAACAACAAUAACAGACGACAGCUGUGCGGGCAAUUGGGUCGGCUCAAUUUGAAGCGCGAACAGCCUGAUCUUUCUCUGCCAUCCGAUUCGCAGACACGAGCCAAACCGCUUUGGGAUGGUCACAGUUUUCAGGAUGGCGUGGUGAAGGGAAAUUUCAGUUCGUCCCAAAACCACAGUCUGCAGGAAUGCGCGAUGAGAGGAAGUAACGGGAGCCUUUCUAAAAACCACAGCCUCAAGGACGCGGUGAUACGAGGGAGCAACGGUAGCCUCGCUCAGAAUCACACUGUCAAGGAUCCCGUGACGCGGGGGAGCAACGGCUGCCUUUUUCAAAAUCACAGUUUACAAGACUGCGUGAUCAAGCGGAGCAACGCAUCGACGCACGAUAGUCGCAGCUCGCACGGAUCCUUCGGCAACGUCCACGACAGGCUGCUCGUCGAUAAGGAUGUUUGGCAAGAUAUUAGGCGCUACGCUGCGGAAAUGUAGAGCUAUUUGCCAGAUUAGGUAAUUAACGUUAUCAUUAACAGGUGAUAUGCAUUUUUUUCUCUCUCUUUUGAUUUUCAUUGUUUUUUUUUUUUUUUUUUUUUUUUUACGCAACAAUGCGAAGAAAUGCAAUUUAAAUGAUUUUGGAAUGAUUUUUGACGCCCCACUUUUGUUUGUCUAUGGCUAAUUUUUACGAGGCCGUAUCGGCUUACUUAUUUUUAUUUGUGAAUUAGUCUCUUUUGUGAUAUCUUGUUAGUAGGUAAUCCAAAUAAGACUUGAUAACGCAAAUAACUCAGGUACUUUUUUGAAUUUUUUUUUCUCUGACGUUUGUACCAAUUUGUUAAUUUGAAAUUCAGAUUGAAGAAUUUUUUAAUACCUUAAACAGUAGUAAUUUUAUACGUAAAAUUAUUCGCAAAAUACGUUCUUGUCUUACAAUUUUGUACCCCUUGUCCAAAAGAAUGCGCAACAAGAAUUUUUACUUUCAUUAAAGCUCACCGGGAAGGAAGACAUUAUUUCGUAAGUCAUUCAUAACUUUUAAUUGAUCAAUGAAACGUUUGCAUGAUAAUUUACAUUGAAAAAAUAGCUAUAAAUCAUUGUCAAAAAUUAUUCCAAUAAACUACAAAAAAAUUUGAAUCCCAGUAAGUUAUUACCUGGCUUCGAGCCGAUUUAACACUUAUUCGUUCAUUGUCAUCUUGCUUCAUAUGUGUAAUGUACUUUUAUAUAUCAAGCACUGAAUCGUACUGAUUAAUUUGUAUAGAACAGUAAAUACUGUUGAACUUUUGUUGACAUUUAUUUUUAAUCAUUUUUUUUACCCAAACGUUUUAUCCUCUUUUUAAUUUUUUACUUUACUAUUGCAAUGUACCGAUUGUAUGCAAGAUUUAAGGCAACGAGCGACUCCGUUUUUGUGGUCGUUUGCAGCUGCGCAAAUCUGUUUCCUUGCAAGUCACGUUUUUAAAUUCGUGAUAGAUGAGAAACUAGAUUUUUCAUGUGAUAACUGUGGAGCAUUAGUUGUAUGAAAUAAAAAAUAUACAUAAUAUAAUCACUCUCGUGUGCGAUGUCACGUCAUCAUCGUCUUGGGUAUUGUUGUCUCUCUAUUUCGCUAUUAAGGCAUUUACGCGCAAUAUGAUCAAUUUAAUAAACAAACACACAGGCUAAUCUACUGCCAUUAGUUUUUAUCAUUGUAUGACGAAUGAAAUGUCACCACUUGACGAUUUAUACUAUAUACACACCUAGUUCGUUCAACUUUGUAAAUUGUGCAUGUGAUCGAGUCUAUUAGGACUUUUGUUUGCUAAAGUGAAUUUGAGUAAACAAUACACAAACAAAAUUUCAUGUGUUUGCUGUUUUUAUUUAGUGUAAUUGAUGAGAAAAAAAUGAGACCGUAAAUGACACGAAAAUCACACGUAUCUAUCAGGCGUCAAGAGUUCCAAUCGAAAGAGAGUAAUCACAUGUCAUCACCCUUUACUGAGUGGAACUCGAGCUUUUUUUUUUUUUUUAUGAAAAAGUUGAAUUAAGUGCAAGUAUAUUU
Copidosoma floridanum is the source of this 5837-nucleotide messenger RNA. RefSeq lists its product as uncharacterized. The record is from RefSeq and is a predicted model, not a curated record. Gene Ontology annotation, biological process: peptidyl-threonine phosphorylation; peptidyl-serine phosphorylation. Gene Ontology annotation, molecular function: ATP binding; protein serine/threonine/tyrosine kinase activity; protein serine/threonine kinase activity. Lineage: Eukaryota; Metazoa; Arthropoda; Insecta; Hymenoptera; Encyrtidae. Gene Ontology annotation, cellular component: cytoplasm; nucleus; cytoskeleton.